This is a messenger RNA of Penicillium cinerascens, 1014 nucleotides long. RefSeq names its product NAD(P)-dependent alcohol dehydrogenase. NCBI's taxonomy places the organism in Eukaryota, Fungi, Ascomycota, Eurotiomycetes, Eurotiales, Aspergillaceae. The transcript has a single exon. Gene Ontology annotation, molecular function: oxidoreductase activity. Bases 1 to 1014 code for a protein of 337 amino acids. The record is from RefSeq and is a predicted model, not a curated record.
AUGACCUCACCAUCACCUCCAACCAUGAAAGCCUGGCUCUACAACACCACCACCUCCGGCCUGGAGAAGAACCUGUACUUCGACGCAUCUGCGCGCGCCCCGCCCGCCCCACGUCAUGACGAGGUGCUCGUCCAGGUCAUCUCAAGCGCCCUUAACCCAGCCGACUUCAAAGUCCCUGAAAUGGGCCCGCACGCCCGGCACCUCGUCAUCGGCAUGCCGGCCUCUCCCGGCAUGGACUUCUGCGGGCGAGUGGUAACCGCCGGCCCGGACGCGGAUUUCGAACCCGGCCAGCUUGUCUACGGGUGUCACAGCAUGCCGAUGAAGUUCGGUGCUUUGGCUGAGUACCUCUCUAUAUCCGGCAGUCUAAUUGCUGCCGUGCCGGAGGGCGUGAGCGUUGAUGAUGCGGCGAGCUUAGGGAUUGCGGGCCAGUCGGCGUAUCAAGCGCUACUAGGGUAUGUUAAAAAGGGGGAUAAGGUGUUUAUCAACGGGGGGUCUGGGGGGUGUGGACUUUUUGCGAUUCAAAUUGCAAAGAAUAUAGGGUGUUUCGUUGCGGUUACUUGCUCGACGAGGAAUGUUGAGCUUUGUCAGGGGCUCGGGGCGGAUGAGGUUAUUGAUUAUACUGCUGUUGAUGUUGUGGGGACGUUGAGGGAAAAAGGGGUUAUGUAUGAUCAUAUCCUUGAUCAUAUUGGGUUGCCUUCGGAGCUGUACUUUCAGUGUCAUCAUUUCUUGAGGCCUGGUGGUGUGUUUGUGCAGGUUGGCGCGUCGGCGAUGACUACGUUUGUUGGGAGGACGGCAUGGCCUGCUUUCCUGGGCGGUGGAAGGAGGAAGUAUGUCAUUUUCUUCUUCAAGAAUACCCAGGAGCAUAUUGUCAAGCUUGGGAAGCUGGUUCAGAAGGGGGCGCUCAAGGUGCAGUUUGAUAGCAAGUAUGAGUUUGAGGAUGCGGUCAAGGCAUUUGACAAGCUUCGCUCGGGGCGUGCAAGGGGAAAAGUUCUUGUUCAUGUGGCUAAGCCUUGA